This is a messenger RNA of Galeopterus variegatus (Sunda flying lemur), 1599 nucleotides long. RefSeq names its product dual specificity phosphatase 2 (gene DUSP2). Gene Ontology annotation, cellular component: nucleus; cytoplasm. The record is from RefSeq and is a predicted model, not a curated record. Lineage: Eukaryota; Metazoa; Chordata; Mammalia; Dermoptera; Cynocephalidae. Gene Ontology annotation, biological process: protein dephosphorylation; endoderm formation; negative regulation of MAPK cascade. Bases 1 to 951 code for a protein of 316 amino acids. Gene Ontology annotation, molecular function: protein tyrosine/threonine phosphatase activity; MAP kinase tyrosine/serine/threonine phosphatase activity. The transcript has 5 exons.
AUGUCCAGGCCCGACAAUGACUUCUGUCCAACACUGUGGAUUUUCAACUUCCUGUGUAAUCGGCUGCCCAUUGAGGGCUACCUGGGGGCACAGAGACAAGCCCGAGCUGGUCCCCGGCUUCCUCCCCCGGGCGCCCCGGGGCUGGCUCAGCCCGGGUCCCACGUGAGGCCGCGGGGGCGGGCGCCGGCGCCUUCCUGCCCUGCCCUUGUAUGGCGACCCGGGAGGCCGGCCCACCGCUACUUAAGCCCGGGCGCCGCCGAGGGCGCCCAGAGCCGACAGGUCAGGCAGCGCGAGAGCUCGGGAACGCGGGGCGGAGGGCCGGAGAGGAAGAGCGAGGAAGGAGCGACGGCGGAGCGCGAGAGGCGGCUGCCCGAUGCCGGCCGCCCCGGGGCUGGAGGCGGCGUACAAGAUCCAUCUGGUUCUCAAAGUCUGUGCUCUGAGACCUCGGCCCCCGCGCUGCCGCCUGCAGGGGCUGAAAACAGCCGCUCGGACCCCAGGGCCCCCCUCUAUGACCAGGGUGGCCCUGUGGAGAUCUUGCCUUACCUGUUCCUGGGCAGCUGCAGCCACUCAUCUGACCUGCAGGGGCUGCAGGCCUGUGGCAUCACAGCUGUCCUCAACGUCUCUGCCAGCUGCCCCAACCACUUUGAGGGCCUUUUCUGCUACAAGAGCAUUCCUGUGGAGGACAACCAGAUGGUGGAGAUCAGUGCCUGGUUCCAGGAGGCGAUAGGCUUCAUUGACUCAGUAAAGAACAGUGGGGGCCGGGUGCUGGUGCACUGCCAGGCGGGCAUCUCGCGCUCUGCCACAAUCUGCCUGGCCUACCUGAUACAGAGCCGCCGUGUGCCGCUGGAUGAGGCCUUCGACUUCGUUAAGCAACGCCGGGGCGUCAUCUCCCCCAACUUCAGUUUCAUGGGGCAGCUGCUGCAGUUUGAGACCCAGGUGCUGUGUCACUGAGGCAGGGCCUCCCUGCCUGUUGGCACCACUAUGCCAGCUCUCACAUGGCUGAUUGCUGGGGGAGCUGACUGUGGACAGCUGGGCUCCCCUCUGCCCAGCACACCCCCUCAUCUGGGGGUGUGUUAGGAAUGCAGGGAUGCUGGCCUUUCUGACCUGGUGCUCUUCUGCCAGGAGUUUGAGGGCUGGCCCUCAUUCAAGGGGAGAGUGGAAGAUAAUGUCUGCUCUCUCCUCCCCCAUCAUCUGGCAGAAAUCAACUGGACUCUAACGUCCAUGGACUCCGUGUGGUCCACCACCAUGUUGAAACCCUUGGUACCUGAGAGCACCAAGGGACAAGCUGUGACAACCAGGAGUCUUUUCUGGGGGGGUGGUCCACCUGGGGCCUGGAGCCCGAGCCCUGUGCCCCUGGGGGAGCUGGGAACUCGGGAAGUGAUGCGAGUGUCAUGUUAGGGACCUCUUGCUUGCGUGUGUAUGUAUGUGAGCAUCGCUCGCUGUGUUGGCGCUGGAAAGUUAUUUGUGUUCAAGUGACAUUUAACACUCCCUCCCCCACUUCCUCCCAGCCCUGUGGGCAGGGGUUGGAAACUUAGCACUUUAUAUUUAUACAGAACACUGAGGAUGUGUUAAUAAAAUAUUGUUUUGUUUAAAAAACAA